CCACGGUGAAAUAUCUGUAAACAACUAAAAUACGGCAAAAUUGUGAGGCCCUCGAGGAGCUGCGAAACGCCGCGAAGAUCAGCGAGGAGGAGGGUGACACCCCAAUGCUGUCUUACAUCCGAGAUCUAAUCGAACAGCUGAAUCGUGCUCUGCGCGAAGUCACGUUCGGCAAGGAUCGAUGCCACGACGGUAUUCUUCGAAGGUUAUCUCCGCAACGCGAAGGACCAUCCGUGGGGGACGAGGAGGCGAUAACAAGUUCGGGAAUUAGGAGAACGACGUGCAGCAAGGACAACGACGCUUUAACGUCGUCGUUCUACUCCGAUUGUCUGGAGGACGAGAUUCUCGAACGACGCGAGAUAGAAUCGAAUUCGAGUUCGAUGGACAGUGCCGUGUCCUGCAGAAGCAAGAGGACCAACUUGACGUACGUGAUCGAUUCACGUACGGACGUGUCGUGCAGAGACAAGCUCGACGGAAUGAGGAUAUGCGACGACGAACUUUUGUCACGCGAGUCGCACAUGACGUUCCAAACGUGUUGCAAAGAGUCCCGGCACUUCAUCGACGGAGACAAAGCGUCGGUCUCUUUAAAACGAGCAAUCGCGACGUGCUCCAGUAAUGUCGAAACGAGCGGCGGACAAGCUGAAUGCGAGACAUUCAGGAUUUCGAGAUCCUGCAGCGAGGACGGGCGGCGUAACGGUGACACCGUUAUUGGCAAAGUGCAGCGCAACGCUGUCGCUGGUGCAUCGCGCGAUCAUUCGUCACUAGAUGAAACGGAAAAACGGGAGAGCGAUGAGGAAUCCUUCGUUCGCGAAGCAUUUUCCAGCUCCGAAACCGUAACUAUUUGAAGCUAAACUCGCCGGAACUGCGAAAGAAGUGUUCGGAAAUUACGCUUAAUAAAUUACGACGAAAUCAUGACGAAAAAUCGAAGGAUUGUGCCGCAGCAGUAAGUCUGUUCUUUUUAACUGAACUUCUUGCACUUCAUCUCUUCGCUUUUCUUCCUCAACGUGGAAAGAUAAAGAGGAAAGAUAAACCAUGCGAGAAGUUCAGAAGGUAAAAAAACAGACCUAGUUAUAAGUACAACAAAAAAUCUUGAAUUUUUCCACUUCUUUUCUAAUGAAAUCUUUGAUUGUAAGAUUUAUUGAUCGCGAAAUAGAGAUUAACUGCAAUGAUAUAAUGAAAUGUAUAAUAUAAUAUAAUAAUAAAUUGAUGA
Messenger RNA from Wasmannia auropunctata (little fire ant), 1207 nucleotides. RefSeq lists its product as uncharacterized. The record is from RefSeq and is a predicted model, not a curated record. The transcript has 3 exons. The coding region runs from base 105 to 842 and encodes 245 amino acids. Lineage: Eukaryota; Metazoa; Arthropoda; Insecta; Hymenoptera; Formicidae.